AUGUCUUUACUCGCCGUCGGUGUUCCUAAGCUUCGAGUCGCUAUCUGCGGCGGCGGUAUCGGUGGCCUCACUUUGGCAUGUGCUCUUUCGCAUACGAAAGAGAUCGCAGUGGAUGUUUAUGAGAAAGCGGCCGACUUUUCCCCCGAAGUUGGCGCCGGGAUUUCAAUCGGCUCUCGGAUCAAACCAUUCUUGUCCGAGCUAGGUCUGGCUGAAGAAGUCGUCUCUCUAAGUGCAAGAUCCAAGGGGUCAAAGUUUUCCAUCAACAAAGCCGACACGUCUGAAGUGCAACCGAUCGUAGAGGGAGAGUCGGAUGACACAUCCAUGCUGCAUCGCGCUGACUUCCACAACAUCCUCUUCCGUCGUAUCCCGAAGUACAUUGGGGUGCACAAUAAGAAAGCCCUUGUCUCAUACUCGGAUCCACACGAUGAUAAUUCGACUGUCCGGCUGGACUUUGCGGACGGUUCAUCCGCUACCUGCGAUGUUCUAGUCGGCGCCGACGGUGUCAAGAGCGCUGUGAGAGCUGCCCUGCUCGAGACAUUGGCUCAGAGUGCCCAGGACCAAGGAAAAGCUGCAGCGCUACGUGAAAGCAUUGAACCUCGCUUCAGCGGCGUCACCUCAUACCGGACAGUCGUUCCCAAGGAGAAGUCUGCGUUGCCAGCGGAUAGUCCAGUUUGGGCAUCAGCCGCCAGGAUCUAUACUGGCGGUGGAGUAUCCCUUGUUACCUACCCCAUGUCUCGAGGGAACAAACUCAAUACAGCACUAUACACAGUUGAUUACUCAAAAGAGGAUCAGCCGCAUCCGCAACCAUGGGUCGAACAGGUCAAGGGCGAUGAGCUAGUCUCUGUCCUUGACAACUGGGCGCAGGAACCGCGGGACGUCAUCACGGGAUUUAAGGGUCUGAACACCAAGAAAUGGGUAAUCAACGUUGUGGGACCACUCGAGAGUUGGUCUGCAGGUCGAGUGACUUUGCUCGGCGAUGCGGCCCAUGCGAUGACUCCGUUCCAAGGGGCUGGUGCCGGGCAAGCCAUGGAGGACGCACAUGUUCUCUCAGCUCUCUUGAUGAAUCCUCGGAUUACACGCGACAACGUCCAUAAGGCACUCAAUGUAUACUCUGACAUACGUCAGCCUAUCGCAACGGCCUUCCAGGAAGCUUCGAGGACGGCAGGGAAGCUUAUGAGCAACGCGACUAUGACCGUGGAGGAAUUGAAGACGGAGUUCUGGCUGUCGGGUCAAUCGGUAUGGGCUCGCCCUAAGCUUGAAGAUGACGUGAAACAGGCUGUCGAGUUGCUCGAGAAAAUCGUCGCUGCCUGA
Molecule: messenger RNA, 1311 nt
Organism: Peniophora sp. CBMAI 1063
Lineage: Eukaryota; Fungi; Basidiomycota; Agaricomycetes; Russulales; Peniophoraceae
Source: the annotation of a GenBank genome assembly